UAUUAUCAAUUUAGGUCCGAUAGAUAUUAGGGUUUUUGAUCCAAAGAAAAAGAUAUUAGGGUUUCCUAAUCUUCGUUAACACAGUAGCUUCACUCAAUCAUCGUGACUCUUGGGAUCUUGAAUCCUCCGACUAUCGCCCCUGUGACGUCUUAACGUCUCGGCUAGGAGAUACAUUUAUCCAAGCAUUAACGACAUCUCUACCAUUCCUCCCACUCUUCCUCAUUGGCCUUAUCAUCCACCAAAUGACUAUCUGCUCAAGCUUUUGCUCAUUGGUUAUUCUGGUGUUGAUAAAUCUGCUUGCGUCUAAGGUUUUCUCUACAUCAGCACCAUUGGUGUUGACUUCAAAAUCCACACUGUCGAACAAGAUGGAAAAACUAUCAAACUCCAGAUUUGGGCCACAACAGGUCAAGAGCGUUUCAGAACGAUCACCAGCAUUUACUACAGAGGAGCUCAUCCGUGAUUAUGGUGUUGGCAAAUCAUGGUUGCUUCUAAGGUUUGCUCUGCAAACUGCCCCGGACCGCCACCCCUUCACUUUCGUGCUGAAACGUAAUGACCAUUCUCAUUCAGGACCACACAUCGACUGAACACCUUUCAAAUUCUCUAAGAAGGAGCCAUGUAUGAGCUCAGUGUUUCGAUGUUACAAAGGAUUAAUCAAAACUUCAGACUCUCAGACUCACCAGUUUCUAUCAGAUUCACCGAUAAAACUUAUUUUUAGAUUCAAAAACCAUCAACCCUAUUCCUACCGAGAUCUCCAGGUUCUGCACCUAUGACCAGCUGAUGUUACUGGGAUUGUUAGGUACUGUGUGCAGCUAUCAGUCUCAGAUGUCUUAGAGUCUACCGUGUUUGUCGCAUUCGAUGGUGAAAUGACGAAGCCGAUUAACGUCCAUGCUGCAGAGGUCAGGUCCCACAAAUUAUAGUUGUCACAAAGAAACAGCUGUGAUCCAAUUUUUUUAUGAAUAUUCUCUAAAAACUUGCUCAUCAACUCCUGUUUGUUGAAGUAAUCAAAGCCUAGGUACAGCAGCAUGCUUACUUCAUCGACGAUUGCUUCAUAAGAAAAAGGCCCGACAAAGACAAGACGACCAAAAGACCACUCAUUAACAUUGGUAGAACGCGACAUGUAAGAUAUUUUCUUAAAUACACUCAGGUUUAGUUAUAAUGAAACGCAGCUGUUUCAUAAACAUUCCGACAGCCAACAAAUCCAGAGUUUACGAAUAGUUCACUUUCUUAAACAGAGACCAACGAUGAAGUUAAUGUUGCUGGAGAUUGCUGCAAAGCAAAUGAAUGAUUAGAAAGAUAAGCACACAUGAAAAGCUACCAAAUAUUGCAAGCAUUUUUUACAUGCGAUGAAAUAAAAGAUAAUAAUAUGGCCUUGGUUGUUUGAGUGUU
This is a messenger RNA of Brassica napus (rape), 1386 nucleotides long. RefSeq lists its product as uncharacterized. NCBI's taxonomy places the organism in Eukaryota, Viridiplantae, Streptophyta, Magnoliopsida, Brassicales, Brassicaceae. The record is from RefSeq and is a predicted model, not a curated record. The coding region runs from base 243 to 584 and encodes 113 amino acids. The transcript is spliced from 8 exons.